GUCAGUUGGACGUGUGCCAUUGCUCACUCAGUGCGUGUGUCGGUCAGUCGUAAGGCAACUACAUACCCACGCCCCCACUACACAAAACGUCAAAAACUCGCCGCCACACGCCAAUCCACACACACGCCACGGAAAACACGCACACACGCCUCCUCUCCUGUCCCCCUCACGCCGCAUGUCCAUCAGUUGGUGGCCGGCUCUCUCUCAGGAGCAUCGAUGGCAUACCGCAUCAAAUCCUCCAGCUUGAUUGUCCGCAACGCGUUCUCGUGCGUAGCCUUCAGCACAACUGUGAAGUCAAAAGACAAGAGGGCAGAUACAGCGUGUGUGGCGGUCUGUUGUGCGCUCGUUCUCUGUAUACGCACUCGGGGGAGCCACCCCAGCUCUGAGAGCCUCGGCCCAUCGGUCAGCACACAGGCACCAGCGGUCACCCGGUCGCAGCCCCGGGAAGUGGGGAGGAUGCGGCGUCGACAAAUCGUUGCCUGCAGGCAGGCAUGCAGGCAGGCAUCACAUCAAGCAGCAGACACGAGUGGGCGCACCUACCUUGGGCUCUCGUGUAGGCGAGGAACUCUGCCGUCACCUGUGCGCACACCACAUGGCGACCGAUGUCCAUCGGCCCCGUGUUGCAGAACCCAUCCCUGCAGGCAUUCACAUGACAGGACCGACACACACUCAACCGAAGAUGUACGUCUUUUCUGUCCUCUUCUUAUGGCAAAAGGGCGUACCUGUGGAAGCCAGUCAUUGGCGACGUGCAGCAGCACUCCAGUUGGCCGCCCAACACGUUCUUCGCACCAGUGUUUGUCGUGCCCAUGGAGUAUGUUGCCGACGAAAAGAGAGCAGCCGGCCGAAGAAAGGCUUUCGAAAUCGUGCGUGUGUGCAGCAGCACAGGGAGAUGCAUGUAUGUGCUGCC
Molecule: messenger RNA, 907 nt
Organism: Vitrella brassicaformis
Lineage: Eukaryota; Vitrellaceae
Source: the annotation of a GenBank genome assembly